This is a messenger RNA of Salvelinus fontinalis (brook trout), 4871 nucleotides long. It is a transcript of the gene esrp1, whose product is annotated as epithelial splicing regulatory protein 1. Gene Ontology annotation, cellular component: nucleoplasm; ribonucleoprotein complex. The record is from RefSeq and is a predicted model, not a curated record. Gene Ontology annotation, molecular function: mRNA binding. Gene Ontology annotation, biological process: regulation of RNA splicing. The transcript has 15 exons. The coding region runs from base 227 to 2539 and encodes 770 amino acids. Lineage: Eukaryota; Metazoa; Chordata; Actinopteri; Salmoniformes; Salmonidae.
GCCAUUACACUGCGAUGAGGUGUGCCAGAGAUUUUGCAUAGAUUACCAAGCAAUCAAGAAGCCACUAAAAAUAUCUGGAGUUGCUGAGCACACCUUUGCGCAUAGGUGUCUGGGUGUGGGUGGCUGGAUUCUUUGGGUUCUAUACUGUUCUGGGGGUGUAGCUGUAGGUUAUUUUCUAUUACUUUGGGUGUAAUUAGAGUAGGUUCUUUUUGUAUUUAUCCUGAAAAUGACGGCUCAGGUAGACUACCUGGCGGUGUUGUUCACCACCACAUCUGGCGCGAGCGGAGACCUCUUGGGUUCGGACGAGACGGAGCUCGAGCAGUUGGUGUGGCAGCUCGUGGACUUGAAGAACAAAAAGUUGGGGAAGGUGAAUGAGGUGUUAAUACGGCCUGAGCACUCGGACCUUACAGAAGAUUGUCUGGGGGAGAGAGAGGACAGCGAGGAGUCCGUCUCUACAGUCACAGGCUUGGAGCACGCGCUAAACCAGUUCCAUCUGAGAUUGACCAAUGAGGUGAACAGCUUGGGCGCAGGCACGUCAGUGUGUGUGUGUACGGACGGGCAGCUCCACAUUCGCCAGGUUCUCCACCCCGAAGCUGCGGGCAAGAACCUGGCACUGCCAGAAUGUUUCAACUCCUUUUUUGACCUGAAGAAAGAGUUCAGGAAGCACUUCCCCUCUGCAGACACCAAGAGCCUGGAGGUGCAGUACAUGGCAGAAUCUCUCAGUGUAACUGUGGAGCCAGUAGCCAUAUUGGAGCCGCCGGCCGUACUGGAUCCAACGGCUGUGUUGUCACCGGUCACAGCAGCACUGCAGGUCCAGACCAUGGCCAACAUCGUCCUAGCCCUGCUAUUGGAACCCUUAUGUCACACAUUCUCAAACCCAGAGAGAGUCACUGAGAAGUUUGAAAGCGGCACUUGCAGUAAGAUGGAGCGUGUGUGUGACAACACAGUGAUCAGAGCAAGGGGGUUGCCGUGGCAGUCAUCUGACCAGGACAUCGCUCGCUUCUUCAGCGGACUCAACAUUGCCAAAGGUGGUGCUGCGUUGUGUCUGAACGCCCAGGGUCGGAGGAACGGAGAGGCUAUGGUCCGCUUCAUCAGUGAAGAGCACAGAGACAUGGCCCUGCAGAGACACAAACACCACAUGGGCAACAGAUACAUAGAGGUGUACAAGGCAACAGGAGAGGACUUCCUUAAGAUAGCAGGCGGUACCUCCAGUGAGGUGGCGCUGUUUCUGUCUCGUGAGGACCAGGUGAUUGUCAGGAUGAGAGGUCUUCCCUUCACCGCCACACCUGACCAGGUGCUGGCCUUCUUCUCUCAGGGGGAGGGGCCUAAAGAGGCGUGUCCUGUCAGUGGUGACAAGGAUGGCAUCCUAUUUGUGCGUUUCCCUGAUGGAAGGCCGACAGGUGACGCCUUUGUCCUAUUCGCCAGUGAGGAGCAUGCUCAGUGCGCUCUCAGGAAGCACAAAGACAUCCUGGGAAAGAGAUACAUUGAGCUGUUCAAGAGCACCGCCGCUGAGGUGCAACAGGUGUUGAACAGGUACUCAUCAGCCCCUCUGAUCCCCGUGGCUCCAGCCCCCCUGGUGUCAAUGUUGCCCUCUGUGUCUCUGUUGCCCUCUCCUGGUGGCGUGAGGGACUGCCUCAGGCUGAGGGGGCUGCCCUACACCGCCACCAUAGAGGACAUACUGGCCUUCCUAGGAGAAUACACACACGACAUCAGACCACACGGAGUGCACAUGGUGGUCAACCAACAGGGUCGUCCGUCAGGGGACUGUUUCAUCCAGAUGCGUUCAGCGGAGCGGGCUUUCUCUGCCUCCCAGCGGGUCCACAAGCAGGUGAUGUCUGGUCCGGGCCAGGCUGGCAAGCGAGGGGUUAACAGCCGCUACGUGGAGGUGUUCCCAUGUAGCGCUGAAGAGAUGGGUCUGGUGUUGAUGGGAGGCUCCCUCUCACACACACACAUUCACACACACACCCGGACCAGGAAUGGGACAGGGCUCAGCCCGCCGCCAUGUAAGUCCAGACGUCUGUCUCCUCCCUCCUACUCCUUCCCACCCGUCCCUUCCAUCCUGCCAGCUGAGGCUGCCGGCCUCUUCCCUCCCAUUGGGCAGGUGCUGCUGAGUCCCCGCCCCCUAGGACCUGGACACGCCUACUACCCAGCUAGCACUCAGCUCUACAUGAACUACACUGCAUACUAUCCCAGUCCCCCAGGUUCUCCCAACACUAUAGGGUACUACCCCUCCCCCACCCCCCUGCCCUCCCCUGGGGGAGUGGUCCGUAUGCAUGGCCUCGCCUAUAAAGAACUGCUCAACACCAUUCAGGGAUACCAGUACGCUACUGAGGAUGGCCUUGUGCAUGCUCAUGCUAACAUGCACGAUCACGAUCCCUCCCGGACCCUGCUCACGCAGCCCAAAGAGUGGCUUCCUAUGGAGGCAUUGCCUGUACUGAGCAGUAUGAUUGGUCAGUCCAGCAGCAGUGAUGCUCUGAUGCCCUUCCCCCCUCUCCUGACCAAGCAGGGACGGCACUACCUGGACCUAAACAUGUUGUAGAAGGCUCAAAGAUCCACGCACUGACACUCACUACCCACACACUAUACCAGGGUGUCAAACUCAUUUUACCCCAAGGGCCGCAGUGGGGUUUCACCCAGAUCUGGAGGGCCACAGUGGGGUUUCACCCAGAUCUGGAGGGCCACAGUGGGGUUUCACCCAGAUCUGGAGGGCCACAGUGGGGUUUCACCCAGAUCUGGAGGGCCACAGUGGGGUUUCACCCAGAUCUGGAGGGCCACAUUGGGGUUUCACCCAGAUAUGGAGGGCCACAGUGGGGUUUCACCCAGAUCUGGAGGGCCACAGUGGGGUUUCACCCAGAUCUGGAGGGCCACAGUGGGGUUUUACCCAGAUCUGCAGGGCCACAGUGGGGUUUCACCCAGAUCUGGAGGGCCACAGUGGGGUUUCACCCAGAUCUGUGGUUAUAUUUCCUUUUUUUACAUAUAUAAGACAUGGCUCUCUAUAUUAAACUGUGCCGAAAGUUUGACACUCCUGCACCACAAUAUCACACAACACACACAUGCACCCCCCACCCCCCCCCCUAACGGACAUGUGGGGGAAUGUCCUGGUCACCAGCUCUGAUCUGUGUUCCCUGUCUGAGUUUUGUGGUAUAUACAGUGUAUAUGCAUGAGAGCAGAAAUGUAUUUUAUAUCAGAGCUUUGCCUCAGCCAAACAGCAGCUCUGUCUUUAUAUUGCACAUAGUAUUUUUAAAAAGCUUUCUAGAGACGUUCUAAGAUGUUACAACCACUUCAGGAGACUGUUAGAAGUAGAGCUGCGUUUAGUACUAAUUAUUGAUCUGAACUUUUCUUCAUGACUUGCAUACAUUUGUGUAUGUGUGUAAGUGCUUGUGAAUGCGUGUGUGUGUGUGUGUGUGUGUGUGUGUGUGUGUGUGUGUGUGUGUGUGUGUGUGUGUGUGUGUGUGUGGAUGUGUGCGUAAGUGCGUGUGUGUAUGUGUGUGUGAGAGAGAGAGAGAGAGAGAGGAAUGUGCAUGUAUAUAUUUUAUACUGUCUGUCUAAAAACGUUAUAUUACAUUUUAUUUCUUUAUACUUUCUAUAAUUUUACAAUCCAAUACUAGAACAUUGUAUUAGGAAGCCUCCUGCAUGAAGUUAGUAGUGCCAGCUACACUCAGAUGUUUACAUGUUAUGGCAAAUAUAAAGCACUGCUAACCAAUCAGAUUACUAUACAGACUAUACUGUAUAUCAACAGCAUAGUGUCCGACAUAAAAGUUACAUGUAGUUAGUCAAAUGCUGAAUCACUCCCACACCCCUCCCAUCUAACCUGUUUAUGUUUGCCUAGUUCCACUCCACCCUUGCCUUUUGUAUGUGACGCCAAGCUGAGCCCAGAGCCAGGAGAUUACUAUUCCUGUUGCCGGUGGUGUAAAGUACUUAAGUAAAAAUACUUUAAAAUACUACUUAAGUAGUUUUUGGGGGGUAUCUGUACUUUAAUAUUUAUAUUUUUGACAACUUUUACUUUUACUCCACUACGUUCCUAAAUAAAAGUAUGUCUUUUUUACUCCAUAGAUUUUCCCUGACACCCAAAAGUACAAGUUACAUUUUGGAUGCUCAGGCAGGACAGUAAUAUGGUCCAAUUCACACACCUAUCAAUAUAACACGUUGUAAUCCCUACUGCCUCUGAUCUGGCGGACUCACCAAAAUAAAAUACUACGUUUGUAAAUGAAUGUACUUUUUUACAACAGUUUAGUACUUUUUCUACCACUGUCCUUAAGGACAUUUAAAACCAGAUACUUUUAGACUUUUACUAAAGUAAUUUUCUAUUAUCUUCACUUUUACUCAUGUAUGACAAUGGAGUACUUUUUCCACCACUGUACUUAAUGACAUUUAAAAUCAGAUACUUUUAGACUUUUACUUAAGUCAUUUUCUAUUAAGUCAUCUUCACUUUUACUCAAGUAUGACAAUUGAGUACUUUUCCACCACUGUCUAUUGCCUUACCCAGCUCGGUCCCAACUCACUGUGAUGGAGAUUUACCACUGUGCUCUCUGAUUCCUUACUGUAAUGUCACUGUGCCUGCAUGGCUGCAUCUCAACAGUCUACUUCACUGACAUAAAAGGACAUAUUGUUCUUAUCUAUCAUGAGUUUUCAGAUCAGUGCAGACUAAGGAGGGGAGGCAAGGAGAGGACUGUGCUUCAGACUAUUGAAACUCAACCAGUGUGUUUUACUCCCAUGAAGGCCAGAUUAGACAGAGCUAUAAAUGGCCCAUGAUGAUGUAAUACGUUAAUGAUGUAAUACAUUGAUGUCUGCUGUGACUGUGGGUCCCUGGCUGUCCAGGGAACUCUCCUGUGACCACACUGACAGUCUAAUAAAUAGAACAUGUGAAACAA